Endocarpon pusillum Z07020 is the source of this 2853-nucleotide messenger RNA. RefSeq lists its product as uncharacterized. Gene Ontology annotation, molecular function: microtubule binding; ATP binding; microtubule motor activity. Lineage: Eukaryota; Fungi; Ascomycota; Eurotiomycetes; Verrucariales; Verrucariaceae. The coding region runs from base 1 to 2853 and encodes 950 amino acids. The transcript is spliced from 4 exons. The record is from RefSeq and is a predicted model, not a curated record. Gene Ontology annotation, biological process: microtubule-based movement.
AUGGAUCACAAUGAAAAUGCAUUUGUCUCUCAAAUACCCCAACUGAGCCGCCAUAUUUCACCCGACAAAGGGCUCAACGAGAUGUCUGCAUCUACGACUAAUGCUCGGAACGCUGGCACAAUGCCACCUCCUUCCACUGUUCGCAAGCAUGCUCAUUCUAGUUUUCCUGAGCCGCCGUCGAAGAGGAGGACAGGUACAGAGACAGCAGGAGAACCCAUCAAGAAGAACGCCCGAGCACCGCCUUCCUCCAGAACGGUCGACCCUGCCGCCAGAGCGACGGCAAAUGCAGGACUGGGCCGCAACUCAUCGGUAUCUUCCAUGUUCUCGUCUCGGCCGACUUCGGCGUCCUCGAGAAAUACCUCCAACAGUUCCUUCUCGAGCAGUGUAGGCGCAGGCGGACGCCCACAGUCCCUUCAAAGCCACAACCGACUGAAGACCUCUUAUGCGCAUAACCGUACAUCAUCACGGACUGGCCCAACGAGGCCAGCUACAUCACUGGCAAUGCAUGAUGAGUCACAGGAGUGUGCCAAACCUCAAGGUAUGUCAGUCCACGUGACUCCUUCCAUGGAUUCAUUGCGUCCGAGCAAGACACGAGGUCCAUUUCUCGAACCUUCAACCCCUCAGAAGGCUCUUUCAAAUGGUUGUCCCAUCUCCACGGGCAGGCCCCAUGAAAUUCGCGAUGCAUCCCUCUCCACUGCUAUGCAAGGCCUUUCUAUUAGGUCUGGCUCUGGAGAUGAGCUUCCCAGGGAGCAGAGUCCAAGCAGAUUACCUCGUCCUGUUACCCCUGUUCCCAAGCCUCCCCUGUCAUCUCCUUUUCCAUUAAAUACGUCCAGACCGCGCAAACCUCCCCCAAAGUUUGAUAAAUUUCUGACCAGAGAUUCCAACACCAAAGCAUGGGAUACCCAGGAGCAAUACGAUAAUUUCGAGCGCAUGUGGAGCGAUAUGUACAUGAAGCUGAAUCAGACAGUCAGUGACACAGCGGAUAUGAAGGAAUCAAUCAACAUCUAUAAGUCGACAAGUACGUCUUACCCUAAGAUCCGAGAGGCUGUUCUCGCCUUAUCCAUCUCUGGCGUAGAUGACAAAAUGGUGGCCCAGUUGACGUAUCUUUUUGUGUCCCUAGUUACCGAGUUGGAAAAGGCCCGUGCCGAACUUACUGAGAACAAUACGUGUCUACGUAGCGAACUCGAGACUGCGAAAUACCGAAUAUCAGAGGCCGACCGGAUACGGGAGACGAUAGCGCGGGAUCAAGAGAUCGAACUGGAUGACCUCGGUCGACAACAUCGAGUCGAGCUUGAGAAUGUCAAGCAAGAUGCAAGACAAGAUAUUGAACAGAUCAAGAACGACCAUAGGGAGGAACUCAGAGAUGUCAAAAGAAGGCUGGAGGAUGAGCUAGAGCAAGAGCGUUCACAACGAAUCCGUGCUGUCAGUCAACUGUCAACGCAGGGUGCACUUGACAAACAACGACAACAGCUGGAAGUUGAUGCUAAAGACCAGGAAAUCAGGGUGGCCAGAGCAGAAACCGAGCGGCUUGUAGCAGACCUUGAACGGGAGCGAGCACUCAACGUCGAUCUGCGACAGAAUCUUGCAACCGCUUCAGCCAAUGCAGUGACGAUGGAAGCGUCAAGACAAGCACUUCAAGCAAAGGUUGAGUACCUAGAAUCUGACAGCAAAUCACAGUCAGAAGCAUAUGCGAAUAUGGAACGGCAGAUGCGGGAAGCGAUUGAACAAGCCCAAGAAUUACAGGGGAAGCUGCGGAGAGAAGAGACACUGAGGCGGAAACUGCAUAAUCAGGUCCAAGAACUCAAGGGGAACAUCCGUGUCUUUUGCAGGGUACGACCGAAUCUGAGCAUGGACGCUGCUGAUGAGCAGGCCAAGAUUGCUUUCCCUGACGAUGGAGAAGAUGCCAAAGAGAUCGAAGUGCGAGGAGCAGAAGAAACGAGUAGUCUAGGAACGGUCACGACCAAGAAGUAUCCGUUCGCUUUCGAUCGGGUUUUUGGCCCGAAGUCUCAGAAUCAGCAGGUUUUUGAGGAAAUCAGCCAGCUCAUUCAGAGUGCCCUCGAUGGGUACAAUGUUUGCAUCUUCUGUUAUGGACAGACUGGCUCAGGAAAGACAUAUACCAUGUCCUCGCAGGACGGGAUGAUACCACGAGCCGUCCACAUGAUCUAUGACACUGCGCAGGGUCUCGAAGAGAGGGGCUGGCAGUAUAAAAUGGAAGGAAGCUUUGUGGAAGUAUACAACGAGAAUCUGAACGACCUUCUCGGACCACCGGAUGACUUUGACAAAAAGAAACAUGAAAUACGACAUGACAUGCAGACAUGCAAGACGACAAUCACGGACAUCACAUCCGUUGACCUCGACUCGCCCGAGAAAGUAGAAGAAAUCCUUGCCCAAGCCAUGAGCAACCGCUCCGUUGCCGCAACCAAAGCGAACGAGCGCUCUUCGCGCUCCCACUCGGUCUUCAUCCUUAAACUGUCCGGCCACAACAGUAUCACCGGCGAAAGAAGCGAGGGUACACUGAACCUCGUCGACCUAGCGGGAAGCGAGCGUCUCAGCCAGAGCAAAGUCGAGGGAGCGCGAUUGAAGGAGACGCAAAACAUCAAUCGCAGCCUCAGCUGUCUGGGCGAUGUUAUCGGUGCGCUCGGCCAGGGCAAAGAUGGAGGACAUAUCCCGUAUCGAAACAGCAAGCUCACUUAUCUGCUGCAAUUUUCAUUGGGUGGGAACAGUAAGACACUGAUGUUCUGUAUGAUCAGUCCGUUGCAGGCGCAUUUGGCGGAGACGUUGACGAGUUUGCGGUUUGCUACAAAGGUUCACAAUACGCAUAUUGGGACAGCGAAGAAGCAUUCGAAAUCUUGA